UGAUUUCGCGAGUGAAACGACCGAGUUAUUUAUUUUGAAAAUUAUCAUUUGAGCGUGAAGACGCUAGGAGUCCGAGUCAGAGUACAUGGAUUUUGUUCACGGACUUAGUCUUGGGUCGUCGGUCUUUACAAAUUAACAAAGUACAAUGUACUCUCUCUUUUCUUUUUCUCAAUUCUGAAACCGCGUUUAUUAUAUUCACAUAAAACCCUCAUCUCUGUUCCCCCUUUCUCACUCCCACCAUGAAAUUAUCGAAUUCUGUUAAUCAGAAUCUCUAUGGCUUUUCUCCUCAGCCAAUCUCUCUUUAUUUUUUCGUACUUUCUUCUUUCUUCUCUUCCAAUCAUAAAUGCACUUUCAACUGUUUCCAUUUCUGAAACUUCCAACCAAACAUUUAUUUGUGCCUUACAACAGCCAAACCAACAAGGAAAAUCAAAUCUUAACUGUACUAGCUUUCCUCCGGGGCUUGUCGUUAAUCCCAACAUUUCAUAUUCCGAGAUUGUGGGUGGCAAUGGAUUUGUUUGUGCAUUAAGGUCACCAUCUAAUUCUACUUCCAUCAUGGGCUGUUGGAGAUUCUCUCCCAAUGCUGCUACUAAUGUUCCAUAUAAGCGUAUCUACCGUGGACCCGUUAUACAAGACAUUGAUGCUGGGAAUUCCCAUAUCUGUGGCCUUGUAAAUAGGGAAAAUGGCCUCGACCUUGAGUGUUGGCAAUGGCCUGGCUUCAAUUCAAGCAUGGGAGGGAAGAGGAACAUGUCAAGCAUUGCCGUGGGAGAGAAUUUCUUAUGUGGCUUAUCAGAAACUGGGAACGUUACUUGCAUGGGGAAUAAUACUAGAGUUGUUGGGCAUGAGCCUAGUGGAAAUUACUCUCUUGUUGCAGCUGGGUUUUGGCAUGCUUGUGCUAUUUCUCUUGAUGGUAGCUUGGAUUGCUGGGGAAACGUGGUGGGUGAUAAACCACAAGGGAGUUUCGUUUCUUUGGCGUUGGGAGAGGAUCGAAGUUGUGCACUUGGUUAUAAUGGAAUGGUUGCUUGUUGGGGGUCGAAUAAUUUCAGCAUGCCAAAUAGAUUGCAAGGGACUUUUUUUGAAUCAAUUGUAGCAAAGCGAAGUGUUUUCUGUGGUGUUGUGUCUUCUAAUUAUUCUUUGCUUUGUUGGGGUACUGAAAUUCUUGAGUCAAAUACCAAGGUGUUUGAUAAUGUCCUCCCAGGACCUUGUAGGAAUGAAUGUCCAUGCGGGCCCUUGUCAGAUUCUGCCAAUUUCUGUGACUCUCCAGCCAUCAUUUGCAAGCCUUGUCCACCUGUUUUUCAAUCUCCAUUGCAGCCGCCGCCACCACCACCACCAUCUCCACCCCAAAAUGCAGCAGAAAGUGGUUGGAGUACCAAAAUGGUGGCAUUUCUAGUGGUUGGAUGUGUUGGUUGCAGUUCCUUGUUGCUAGUCUUGGCUUUCUUCCUUUACAGGUACUGCAAAGGCAGAGGAUGCCGUGUACAUGACUCUGGCCGAUUGGAUGAGCCAGGGACUGAACCAGAAGCUCAAGCUGUCUCUGGAGUUCUGGAGAAGCGGUUGAGCCAUGUAAUUAGCAUGGGAAAUGGCAGCCAUUUAGAGGAAUUUCCCCUGCUAGUACUGGUUGAAGCCACCAACAAUUUCUCAGAGGAGAAAAAAAUUGGUAUGGGUAGCUUUGGUUCAGUGUAUCAUGCCACACUGGAAGAUGGUAAGGAAGUUGCUAUAAAAAGAGCUGAGUUCUCGUCCACCUCUCCGUCCUAUGCAGUUAUGGGUGGCACCAAACGGCAAGAAGACAAAGACAAUGCCUUUGUCAAUGAGCUUGAAUCUCUAUCAAGACUCCACCAUAAGAACCUAGUCCGGUUAUUGGGUUUCUAUGAAGACAUGAAUGAACGCAUUUUAGUGUACGAUUAUAUGAACAAUGGUAGCUUAAAUGAUCACCUCCACAAGCUCCAGAGUUCUGCUCUCAUGUCAUGGCCACUUCGCAUCAAGGUAGCUCUAGAAGCAGCAAGAGGUAUAGAGUACCUACACAAGUAUGCCACUCCACCAAUCAUUCAUCGUGACAUAAAGUCAGCUAACAUAUUAUUAGAUGCCAAGUGGACGGCCAAAGUUGCUGAUUUUGGACUAUCAUUGAUGGGUCCCGAAGAUGAGGAGUCACACCUUUCACUUCUAGCAGCUGGUACACUUGGCUAUAUGGACCCUGAAUACUAUAGGCUUCAGCAUUUGACCUCAAAGAGUGAUGUGUACAGCUUUGGCGUGGUUUUGCUAGAACUGCUAUCUGGGCACAAAGCCAUCCAUAAAAAUGAGAAUGGGGUGCCAAGAAAUGUGGUAGAUUUUGUGGUACCGUUCAUUGUUCAAGAUGAAAUUCACAGGGUGUUGGACCCAAGAGUGCCACCCCCAACACCAUUUGAGAUUGAGGCCGUGGCGUUUGUUGGUUAUUUGGCAGCAGAUUGUGUUAGACUAGAAGGUCGAGAUAGACCAACCAUGUCUAAAGUUGUAAAGAGUUUGGAAACAGCACUUGCGGCGUGUUUACUCCAACCAAUACUGUCGAGGUCCACCACUGCUUCUUCAGACUAGUUCAGUUCACCAAAUUUCCUUUACGCUUAACGCGUUGGGCUUCCCCUUCCCUUCGUAAAUGAAUUCUGAAUCAGUCAACUUGUGUAGAUU
Molecule: messenger RNA, 2652 nt
Organism: Gastrolobium bilobum
Lineage: Eukaryota; Viridiplantae; Streptophyta; Magnoliopsida; Fabales; Fabaceae
Product: serine/threonine-protein kinase-like protein CCR4
Exons: 1
Coding region: 274-2562 (762 amino acids)
Biological process (GO): protein phosphorylation
Molecular function (GO): protein serine/threonine kinase activity; ATP binding
Source: RefSeq, a predicted model, not a curated record